CCGUGCUCUUGCUCAGUCAGAGUGCUUGCUGCGCGCGGCGGGCGCGCGCGAUGCAGAUCUUCGUCAAGACCCUGACGGGCAAGACGAUCACUCUCGAGGUGGAGCCGUCUGACUCGAUUGACAACGUCAAGGCCAAGAUCCAGGACAAGGAGGGCAUCCCGCCCGACCAGCAGCGCCUGAUCUUCGCGGGCAAGCAGCUCGAGGAUGGCCGCACCCUCUCUGACUACAACAUUCAGAAGGAGUCGACCCUCCACCUCGUGCUCCGCCUGCGCGGCGGCAUGGGCCACAAGUCCAACCCCUGGAAAAAGGCCCAUUCCAAGAUGCGCUGGAAGUGGAAGAAGAAGCGCACGCGCCGCCUGCAGCGCAAGCGCAGGAAGAUGCGGCAGCGCUCCAAGUAAGUUUGGGCGCAUUAGCGGGGCGGGCCGGCAUGAUCUUUCGUCGGCGCGGGCGGACACCAGCUGCGCCGGCGACGAGGAUGCCGCGAUGCAAGGCGGCCGCAACGCGCGCGUCGAGGGCGGAGAGAGCGGCCUGGUCCCGCGCUGUGAGGACUGGAGGUAGAUGCCACCUUGAGCUUGUUUUGUGGUCUUU
This is a messenger RNA of Emiliania huxleyi CCMP1516, 588 nucleotides long. RefSeq lists its product as hypothetical. Gene Ontology annotation, molecular function: protein tag activity; ubiquitin protein ligase binding; structural constituent of ribosome. The transcript has 2 exons. Bases 51 to 398 code for a protein of 115 amino acids. Gene Ontology annotation, cellular component: ribosome; nucleus; cytoplasm. Gene Ontology annotation, biological process: modification-dependent protein catabolic process; protein ubiquitination; translation. NCBI's taxonomy places the organism in Eukaryota, Haptophyta, Isochrysidales, Noelaerhabdaceae. The record is from RefSeq and is a predicted model, not a curated record.